Molecule: messenger RNA, 3849 nt
Organism: Priapulus caudatus
Lineage: Eukaryota; Metazoa; Priapulida; Priapulimorpha; Priapulimorphida; Priapulidae
Product: protein kinase DC2-like
Exons: 9
Coding region: 502-1347 (281 amino acids)
Biological process (GO): protein phosphorylation
Molecular function (GO): ATP binding; protein serine/threonine kinase activity
Source: RefSeq, a predicted model, not a curated record
UUGAGUGAUUGGACGGUGCUGCCGCCUUUAAUGCAACGACAGUGCUCUGGGAGUUUCCGGUUUAAAGUAUUUAUAGCGGAAGAUAUAGACUGGCGUCGCUUCACGGUGUGGCGCAACACAGAGAAUGCCGCGCAUCUAAUACGAAGACAUCAGUAUUCGUAGAAUUCUUGGCGAUCGACGACAUUACUUCUUUAAGUUUGCGCCUGUUUAAACUGUGGACGUUUUUGCACCGCGGUGGAAACUGGGACUAAGGGUAAGAGUGGACGAGCCAAUCCUGCGCGAGCAUGGCAUCCGCAAAAGUGCAUGCAGCGAGAGAGAAAUCGCGGAGGUCUUCCCUGAGAAGCGAAUGUCGCGUCUCCUGAACGGGAAAAUAUGGAGAAUGGAUUCAAAACAAAACUUAGCAGAUAUCAGGUUCUGACUACAAUCGGGACUGGAACAUUCGGCAGCCGGUAGUGCUGUGUAGAGACCGGGGAACGAAAUGCUACAACGCGCUGAAGAUUCAUGGCCAAUAGGCGACGUCGUGCGACUAAAGGCAGUGUGCAACACUUUUUAACAACGAGAAGAACAUUACUGGAGACAGUGAAGCAUCCCUUCCUCGUCAAUCUGCUAUGGACAUCUCACGAUGACACAUUUCUCUACAUGCUGUUCGAUUAUGUUUGCGGCGGAGAGCUGUUCACCUAUCUACGUCAUGCUGGCAACUUUGAUAGCGCGACAGCGAAUUUCUACACCGCUGAGAUCGUGUCCGCACUCGAAUAUCUACACGCCCUCGCUAUAGUCUACCGGGACAUGAAGCCGGAAAACCUGCUGCUUGACAAGGAAGGUCACCUUAAGAUCACAGAUUUUGGAUUUGCAAAGAAACUUGAAGACAGAACCUGGACGUUAUGUGGCACACCAGAGUACUUGGCUCCCGAGAUCAUACAGAGUAAAGGCCACAACAAAGCCGUUGACUGGUGGGCACUAGGAAUCCUUAUAUACGAGAUGCUUAUAGGGUAUCCUCCGUUUUUUGACGAUAACCCCUUUGGAAUAUAUGAGAAGAUACUGACAGGAGUGAUUGAGUGGCCAAAACACAUUGACCUUGUCGCAAAGGACUUGAUACGGAAGCUUCUUGUUCAGGAUAGAACACGGCGGUUAGGAAACAUGAAGAGAGGUGCAGAAGACGUGAAGCACCAUCGCUGGUUCAAACGUAUAGCCUGGGCAGAUGUCUAUCAGAGAAAGCUACAGCCACCGAUCGUGCCCAACAUAUCCCACGACGGCGACACGCGCAACUUUGAAGAUUACCCCGACAGCCACUUUGUCAAGCCACCUCCAGCGCAGAGGGAAGAUAUCGAACACUUCAAGGACUUUUAGUGAUGUUCAACCAACGGAGAUGUAUACAGAGCCUAGGUAGAAUAUUAUUUCUAUGGUUCAAACCCUCGCAAGCAGCAUGUCACUGUGGGAACAGCAGGUUUUUAUAAUGUGACUUGCGGAGAUGUUGACGUGGGAAGACAUGCAACUGUAUUGCAGAUCUGUAAUUAUGUUGGAAGUGCUGCACGGGAAUAACCGUCACAAGUACAGAUCUGUAGUUUAGAGGAGGAUGAGUGGCGAUGGAUGAGUGCAUGACUGAUUACGUUAGGAGUGCGUGAAAACGAUAUAAUACCAAUCUAAAUUUUAACAAGACACAUUUUAGCCUUUCCUAACGCCACUGCCUUCCCCACCUACAAAUACUCACGUGAAGCGACCUGAGUUUAUCUACCACCCAUCCCCUGCCAACAAACAGAAGAGGUAGUGGGCCGUCCUACAUCAUUAUUCACCCGUUCCCACAAAACGGUCUCCGAUGGUCUAUCUCUACACCCACAACCUUUACCAUAUAGCAAGCAAUACACGCAGCUGAAAACAAGUCCAUUAGAGGGUGAACCGGUGCUUGUGUCAUGAAGGUAAUGUAGGUUUCGACUUUUGUACCUAUGGUGUAGAUAUUAUUAACAAAAAAGAGAAAUAUAUGAAAUGAAGUGAGAAAAUAAAAAAAACUGGUUGACAUCAGAUGGUCACAACCGUUUUGAUAUCAUGAAUGUAAAGAUUUUCCCAUAAAAAACGAUGUAGACAUGAGAAACAUAUUAAGAGUAAAACCCAUAGAUUUUUGGAUUGGGGUAAUUAAUUAAUUACGAAACGCAGGGGUGCUUGCUGAUGUCGCGAGUUAAAUUGGAAGCUGCUGAAUGUAAAAAAUACUAAAUGAUACAUACUCAAUAUAUUCAAUGCUAACAUAUAGUAUGAAAGAGUGAGACUGUGAGUGUGAAAUGCCCGCUGUGCGUUGCCGAAUACGUACUGUACAUAGGCCUAACCCCAAGAAUACUCUGUCACAUAUUUAUAUUAUUUAUCCGGAAUGUCAGAAUAACACGACAUAAUAUAUCGUUGCAUGGCGCAAGAGGCGCUGCCGUGGAAACGCUACUUCUAGUGCCAUGCAUUCCAUUUGCGUGCUGUAUAAACUAACUCGCUUUACUGGCUCAGAACUGGUGCGAUUUUCGCUGUUAUCGACUCCCCCCUCCCACUCACACGUGUUUACGUGUGCCACGGUGGGAUACUUGUGUCACCGCUUUGAGUCGCCAGACUUAAAAGUCGCGCCGCCGGUGGUGACACCUAUUAGCAGCAGCGUUCGUUUCUCCACACCUGCACUAUUGCUUAUAUAGUCGUGUAUCAAAUUGAUGUUUAACAUUCCACAUUCAAGAGAAGCUUCGUUCGCAUAGUGAGCAGAUUUAACUCUACUGCCUAUACUGAAAGUAUAUGCACAUAAUAUAUAUAUAUAUAUAUGAAUAUUGAGCCUGUCUAUAUUUAAACACGCGCAGCUGAUGUUCGAUAGUGACGAUAAUGAUGACGAUGAUGACGAUAAUGUGGCAUAACCUUUAUUAAAAUAAUAAUAGCAAUAUAUAUAUAUAUAUAUAUAUUGGUAGGGGCACGUGGCUACAAUUAUGCUAGUAUUCUUACUAAUAGGAAUUCAGACUCGGACUUCAGUGAAAUAAAGAACAUCUGCUGAAGAAGCUCAACGAGUCAAUACUAAAUGGCGCUGUUACAAUAUACAUGGGUUCAUUAUUUAUGCAUGUAUGUAUAUAUACGUAUAUAUAUAUAUAUAGUGUGUGGGUGCGUGUGUGUGUGGAAAUGUUUCUUUUAUGGGUGAUAACAAUCUUUCAGGGGUGGAAUGAUGAUGAGUUGUUUUAUAUGCGCAGUUGAGCAACAACAGUCACUAUUUAUUAGAAGUGAUGUUCAACACUGUUAAUAUCAAUCAAGUUCAUAAGUUGUAUCCAAUGGGUUAGUGCAAAUUGACAGUAUGCAAAUAUUUAGCUUUUGUCUUUUGUAGUACAAGUAUGUGCUCAUUUUCCACAUUAUCCUGGUUAAAUAUUUUUACUACAUUUGAUUGUGGAGGAACCACAACCCUCUCAGCACAACACACUGCUAGGGCCACCUCUUGUGACUCGAAAUUCUUCUGAUUUUUACUGAUUUCGACUGAUAGGUCUUUGGAUGCUAGCAAAGAAUCGAAAAUGAAAAUGGAUACAAUGCAAUUUUUCUAUCAAAACUGAUGUUGAGGGAAACGCGCAAUUAUUUAUUAUAAUGUUCAGCGGGAACAGUUACUGUAGUGAUAGAUCGCUUUCCACAGUUCUUAUACACAUGUACAUACAAUCAUGAUACAAUGUAUAAAGUUUUCGCAGUUUAAAGUUUGGUACAGGUACAUCCAGGGUAACAUCCUAUGGUGCUGCCACUAAUGAUGGUGGAAGUAAAUUUAUACAAACGUUUGCAAUGCUGUUUGUAAAGCUCGAGUUUAAAUUUAUAUUGACCCUGUAAUGUAAGUGUAACGUGAAAUUAAAUUACAAGAAAAGUACCCUA